CGCAGUCUGGCAACCCCAACGAACCACAUCCACCAGCAUUAUCAGAUUCGAAAAGAUUCGAAUUGUCAGUCGCCUGGAGGCGCAUAGAACAAAAAUGGUGUACGACUGGGAGAACAAAGAAGAGAUAUGCUAUCGAAUGUAUAUCGAGGAGAAGAAAUCUCUCGAGGAGAUCAUGGAUUAUAUGAAAGAACAUCACAAGUUCACUCCAAGCAAACGUGCGUUCCAGACCCAAUUCAAACGAUGGGAUUUCCCUUCCAAGCAGAACCCCGCGCACAAAAACGCCGCUCUCGUUCAACGCGUGAAGGAGUUAUGGGACUGCAACACCUCCCAACGGGAGAUGCUCCGGACCCUCAACGAUGAAGGCUUUGAUAUCAAAGAGCGGGAGCUCAUGCGGGUUCGCGCAAAGAAUAGAUGGCUAUUGCGAGUCCCUAACGGGAUGAAGACUAAGAAGCGCGAUUCUGACCAAGAUGUCAUCAACCAGCUGCAACAAGCUCUAUACCCCGAUGGACAAAUGGCAGAAGCAGAAGUCGAGGACGAGCCCGUGGACGAUAUAUCGAUGCCCGAUCCCCCUGCACGCUCUACCAGAGGUGACUCCCCUCCACUCAGUCCUGAGGUUAUGCGGAAGAGACAGGAGCGCCUUGCCAAACUCCAAGCUGAAUCUGCAGAACGAUGGGCAACUCGAAAGAGAAGACGUCGAACGCGAGGCUGGGCUGGUCUACCAGCAGACCCCCCUGGACCUCCACGAUUCCCCUCCGAGACUACGAUCGACGAGAGCAAAGCCUUCCUAAGCCUCGACAAUCGGUUGUAUCGUGACAUACGUGGUCGCUUUCAACGGAUCUGCGAGGAAGCUGACAUCAUAAAGAAGACCAUUGCAGGCCCUGAGAGAUGGGAGGCUGCCAAAGAUAGGUUGGUACAAGAGAGUCCGCAUCUCCAAUCCGUGUUUUGGGGCAAUGAAGAGAACCAAGAAGCAAAGAAGUUGGCAUUGGACGUCGUCUGUAGCGAUGUUACGAAGAGAAUGCGCACUUUGGAACGUCGUAUGACCAUAGCAGAGGCUAAGAACUCAUUGGGUGUAAAUCCGGAAGAGUCACGGCAGCUACGAAAUGCUUUCUAUCAAGUACUGAAGGCGGAUCACUUCACAAGCAAGCUCGAGGCAGGCGAGGAUCAUUGGAAGGAGCUCAAGGCUCAGUGGAUCAAUAGCUCCCAGCUGCUCCAGAAUAUUCUUGCUCCAGGAGAAUCCGACCCCCAACAUCAAGAGAAAGUCAAAGCAAUGGAGGUUCUCUGCAGAGAUGUAAUGAAACGUCUACGGGACGACCAGACGAAGCGGGAUCCAACGAGAAAGAAGAAGUUUGACUCGACGUUCACUGCCCCAGAUUCUGAGAUGAAUCCGUUUGGAGCUGAAGAACCCGAGAAUACUUUCCAGUCCGAGCCAGACCCAUCAUUGCUUCGCGCAGCUGCUCUCGCACAAGCACAAACUCAAAUGCAGAACCAAAUGGUACAAGACCAAUCUCGAGCGCCGUCUGGGUCACAAAGUGGAAUGGGCCGAGCUCAAGCACAACCGCAAACUAGGCAGCCGCAAAUGCCAUCUCAUCCACAGAGCAUCCUCGAUCACAACAACAUGCAAAUCGACCCCUCCCUUCUGCUAGCAGCCGCGAAUGAUCCUUCUCUCAUGGGCCGUGGAAUGCAGAAUCAGUUUGCGGAUCCACAGUAUACAGACCAACAGUAUGCCGCUCAAGCAGCUCAAGCCGGAUUUGCAACAAACCCAUCAUCAUUUGCUGUUUACUUCCGACUUCACCCAGCUUCUGAUGUUCAGUCAAACGCCAGGCUUUGGGUUAGCACACUGAGCUCGAUCACGGUUGACGAACUACGACAUUUGGCUGUUCUCAAAUUUCCAGGAACGCUAGUCUUCCGGAUUGAAGGUGUUAUCAAGCAGCCGAAUGGGCACGAGAUGACUCUACCCAUCGACCAAGAUGAAGAACUGGAGGCAUAUCUAGCAGCAAUUUCAGGUGUAAAGCCAAUCUUUUCUGUUCAGCUCGUUACGCCCUGGAAGAAUGGGGGUCAGAUGUGAUUAAUUGACACGUAGUCACAUGGGGCUUUUGUCGAGUGGAAUGCCUUGAGUGAUGGACAGAUUUUUCUUGCUUAUAGCUACCUAUUCAUGUACAGCGAGCUGCAUUGGUGGAGUCGGAAGCUUCUGGUUUUGGCAGGUGAGACUUCAAAAUUGGCGUUGGCCUGGCUGAGCAUAGAUUGGCAAAUGGAUUAUCGUUAUUUCCCUUAAUA
Mollisia scopiformis is the source of this 2274-nucleotide messenger RNA. RefSeq lists its product as uncharacterized. The coding region runs from base 95 to 2065 and encodes 656 amino acids. The transcript has 2 exons. The record is from RefSeq and is a predicted model, not a curated record. NCBI's taxonomy places the organism in Eukaryota, Fungi, Ascomycota, Leotiomycetes, Helotiales, Mollisiaceae.